AUGUUGAAACUUCCGGUUAGUGAAGUCAUGUGAUCUUUAGACGACACAAAGAAACAUUGUAUGCAAGAAUGCUCUAUUGAUUAAAGCAAUACAUAUUCAUAUUUCAUACUUAAAUAUUCGCAAACACAUCCUUCGAACGCGUCAAGAAACGAAUGAAAGGUUUGCAAAAAACAAUAUUUUUCUUUGUGAACAUCACUUCGAAGCAGAGUGUAUUGAUUCCUUUCCCUUCACCGACAAAGAUGGUAAUGAGAAAACACGAAAACGAUUGCAAACUGGAGCAGUUCUGACGUUGAAUUUGCCAGUCAAACAAUUGGAUACGUUGCCUGGCACUUCGACGCCGCAACAAAGAAAAAUUAUUGUUCGCCAUGAUGAGCCAUCAACGUCUUCUGGUGUGUCUCAAACCCCUACUUUCGAUGAUUUAAAAAAGUAUUUCAAACGCGACUAUCGGUAUUUGCUUGAUUGGACUACUGAUGUAACAGACAAUGUUAUUAUCGUUGAAAUGCGUGAACCAGGAUACUUUAUACCGAGAUACCAUCUUGAAAUUGACGAAUCUUUGGAACUAACUAUUGCCGUUUAUGGAGCUACAGUGCCAAAUAGUUCUGUGUUAUUUCCCGAGAAUAAUUCUCGCCUGUGCAGUAAAUUCAAAGAUUUGCAUAAUCUGUUGUGUGGCCUUCAGAUCUGUUGUGGAGUUUCUGUCCUUGAGAAUGAGCCCAGUGUUAGUGAAACAUUCUUGCAUGUAACGCCAUUGGUUGCUACCAAGCAACAGUCUUCUCCAGUGAAUUACUGCCAAACAAGAAGAUCCAUCAAGUGUGAGAUACUAGUUGAGCAGGGGAACUGA
Messenger RNA from Paramuricea clavata, 838 nucleotides. Lineage: Eukaryota; Metazoa; Cnidaria; Anthozoa; Malacalcyonacea; Plexauridae. The record is from the annotation of a GenBank genome assembly.